AUGGACGCCGCCGCAAUGGAUCAUCUUCUCAAGCCGUCCAUCGCGAUCAAGCCUCACCCGCCCGAUUUGCACGUCCAACCGCGGGUUCUGCUGCCGCUGAUGCUCCUUCCCAGACAGCAUCUCCCUCUUUCCAGCCUGGACUUUUCGUCCCCGGAGCCUGGAUUCCCCCGGACCCGUCUCGUGGAGUCCCGCAUCAAGAUUCUGGACCUCGAGUCACGCCUCGGGUGCACACCGAACGUGCUCAUAGCCAAGAACGACGCCAAGGGAACCCUGUAUGCCCUGGAACGAGAGGCAAAUGGGCUGUACGUGGUUUGCCGGCUGGGACCUUGGGUCGAUCUCGGCCAGUUGGUAAUGAAUGCCUCUGCUGCAUCUUACGACCGCCUGGCACGCCGCCACCUUGCUCCGUGUACGCUCGAACCUGCCGGACCAACCGUCACUCCUCAAAUGCAUAAGGAGCAGAAAAAGAAGCGCGCUGCUAUCGAGGCUAUCCAAAGUCUGGUCAGGAAGAAGUCGAAGCCUCAAUCAGUGUCCCAGGCCAAUGAAGGAGGCGACUCAAGCUGUCAGCCCGGCGUGGUUGCUCAAGGUGGCUCGCAGCAACUUCCGUCAGCAGAGACCAAUUCAGAAGAGGUUGCUGCUACUGAAUACCCAUCAGAUAUGCCACAGCUUCCGCUGGAUAUUUCCAUAGAGCCCACGGCGCCUAUUUCCUCUCCCCAGAAUGCAGAAGCAAUCUUGGACCAUAUUAGAGCCCAAUACUUUGAAGCUCUCUACAGAUCCAUGGGUUCGCUGGCUUACUUUGCCAAAGGGCCAUUAUCUCGUGCCCGAUCAGCUUUCCGCCUAGAUCUCGAAUCCAACCUGGAAAUGGACGACUUGGUCGACUUCUUGAAGAGCUUGAUUCUCACGACUGUGCAAAUUGACAAGAAAUAUCGCGAAAGUAUUCCCGACAUCAUCAAUAAAAUGAAAUCUUUUGUUGAUACGUCCGACGACGGCGCCAAGAAGAGGCGAAAGUCUAAAAUGAUGAAGCUGGGCAGAAACUCGCUUUACCCUCUGGAAGACGAGAGUAUCCGCAACUGGUGGAAGGCUGCUAGGCCAGAACUGAGUGACGAGGAUGUAAGCAUUUCCUCUUCGCAGAUCAAGUCGCAUGUGUCUGUGCUACGCACCAGGGAAACGCAACUGCAAAUGAUCUUGAUCCUCGAGAUCCUCGCCCUGGAAUCCCUCAAAAGUGCAGAUGACCCUGGUGGAUCAAGCCUGCCAUUGUCGGCGGGAGAAGGGUCCCAACUACAAGAAGCCAGCAAGACGCCAGCCCCCAGGAGACGAAACAAACACAACCUACCACUGCUGGUAGAUGUGCACGCUGACAGGCUUACCAUUUGGCAAUCGACAGCCUCUGAUGAACAGCUCAUGAUGGGCGACUCGCAAGCCACGCAAGCUUCCUCACAUAACCACACUCAGCCAAAGAGCUCCCCUGAGCCCCUGAAAGACUUUUGCGUCGACAUUAUCGUACCCUUCUUUUCAGCACGUUUACCUGAGCUGUGCAAUGCAAUCAACCUCAAACUCGGCGGUCCCGUCAUUGUGUCUCCAAUCAAGUCACAGUCAUCGAGGGCGUCGUCAAGCAGACGAGAACGGAAACCCGGUGCUGCGACAAAACGAUCGGGUCAGCCUAACGCAAGGAGGACGCUACAGCGCGCCUUAUCGACGGAGCAAUUUCACCGCCGGAGCGUUUCUAGAGGUCCCAGCAACGCCAUCGCUUUGAUGCGUUCAGCCACAUCAACCUCUGUAUCAGGUGUGAAGCGAGAGGGAAGCGAACCUCUGUGCCUGAAGGAUUUGCCCAAAGGGGAGGUGCUCAUGUGUCGAGCCAAGCAAUCACCGUUAUCGCGCGUCCACAACACGAAUGUUCUGCAAGGCAUGAAAGCAAACAGGAAAGCUUUGGUAGAAGCGGAGCUUAAGGAUGCCAUUUCAGCCCUCAGAAAGCCGAACCGCGAAGUCAUUGGUAGAGCCAUGGCAGAGGCAGAUGAGCGUCGAGCUUCGACAAGUUUAUCGGCCAAGAGAGCGAAAAAACCAUCGAGGAUCGCCAUCCCGGCUUCGGUUCAGGUCAAGGCCACACCUGCCAAUAACCGCUUCAAAGACGCGUUGGCCAUUAAACCGGAGCCAAGCGCGGACAUGUCCGCAGAUGGUACUGACGAACUGGUUCCGCAUUCCAGCGUAGGACAUGUGGUUCCGUCGACGGGCCACAGACAUGGCCGUCGAGACGCUCUGGCCGAAAGCGCAUCCCCAGCCGGACAUUGCGCGGGCCGAACACCGGCCGGACUACCUGCUCAGCCCAGUUUCAUCAAGCGCGCAGAGACGUAUCAAGAACCUGCUCGUUUGCCACUGUCGCCUCUACACGGCAAGAGGAGAACCGUGGCCGAUGAGGCUUCGAAUGCCGGCGACGCGGGCGACGCAAGCCACGCAUCGGUGGACUCUUCGCCGCCCAUGCCUCGAUCUCGCGAAAUUCCGGGCACGCCCACCAGAAGAAGCAGUCUGUCAAGGCUGGAUCUGGCGCACAGUCCGGCACCGGGGCACGAGCAGGCUCAUUCGAGACAAGUCUCCAUCUACGAGAAGCUGGGAUGGGACGAUGACUUUGACGACACUUGA
This is a messenger RNA of Ustilaginoidea virens, 2631 nucleotides long. RefSeq lists its product as uncharacterized. Gene Ontology annotation, cellular component: DNA replication preinitiation complex. Gene Ontology annotation, biological process: DNA replication initiation. NCBI's taxonomy places the organism in Eukaryota, Fungi, Ascomycota, Sordariomycetes, Hypocreales, Clavicipitaceae. The transcript is spliced from 5 exons. The coding region runs from base 1 to 2631 and encodes 876 amino acids. The record is from RefSeq and is a predicted model, not a curated record.